AUAAUUGAUAUUGUGCUAAAACAUAGUUGCACUUCUUGAAAUGGAAAGAAGCUCUCCUGGAGCUGGAUGAAAUUUACCCCCGUCCCACCUUUCAUCUGCAAGAAUACAUUUUUAAUUGUAUGGUGGCUCAGGGGCACAUAUUUAAAACAAAUGGGCAGUUAAAUAAUGUGUUGCCCUUCUACUAGGCCUAUAUGGGAUUUCUAACCAAAUUCGGUUUCAUGGAGGAGUUCAAUUUUUGUCAAAUAUGGAUCAGUUUUGGCUUUUUGGUAUAUAUAAGGAGCAUGUGAUUUUUUAUUUUCUGUACUACGUACCAUAAAAAGAUUUCUUUACCACUUCCAACGAGCAUCUUAAGCUGGUUAGUUCUAUAGGUUUUUUCUGUGCAGUGACUGUUUCCUGCAGGAUUUGGCAUUCUUACCUAUAAUAUAGUGAAAGACUAUUGGCAUAAGAAUCUGGUUUACGACCAUUUGAUGCAUAUGAUGUCCCUUCUUGGUUAGACUAGAAUAUGAUUUCCCUGCAGAAAAGGUGCUUUAUGUCUAAAGGACGUUUGAUAUCUCUAAUUACUGAAAGUUUAGGUUGAUCAUGGUUAAUCUGUGCUUCUUCCAUUUUAACCAGCACUUUUUGGGAUUGAAUGCAAAUCUAGAACACGAUUGAUAUUAUUUUCUCCAUAAUGUUUAUGAUAUUCAUUGUGUCUUCGUAAUCAGGUUGCUCUUUGCAAUUUUGGAUUGAAGUAAAUUAAUUUUUUGUAGUGAAUGUAUGCAAUUGAUGCUCCUUUUAGAAACCUUUCUGCCCUUUAAAUGCUUCCAGUUUAUAUAUUCUACUUUAUAUGCUUCAUUGGUAUCUACGAAAACUAAACUAGAACAUUUGCCAACUAAGCCUGAUCUAUUACUAGGCUUUCUCAUGUAAUUCCCAUUUCUUUUCUGAAUUGAAAAUAAAUGAAGCAAUUGCAAAAGUGGAGUUGAAGUUGUUAGUUGGCCCACGAACCUUAGCUGAAGUGGAAAUUACAAACACAAUCAUGGUAUUGGAUCUGAAAGGAUGUCUCCAGCAACAAAGCCUCAUGGAAGGGAUGAUUGGGAUGUAGAGUUUCAGAUUCACCGUAUGGAAGCAAAGGCAUACCAUGCUGUGUUGAGGGCUUUUAGUGCUCAAUCGAAUAAUCUAACUUGGGGACGAGAGGCACUUAUGACUGAGCUGCGGAAGGAACUUAAUAUUUCAGAUGAUGAACAUGGAGUUCUGCUCACGAAGAUUAAGUCAGACGAGGCGAUAAAAGUGAUAAGGGAAUGGCGGAAUGAUGCCCAUUGUGCUCAAGAGUGUGGUAAGGAUGCUCCUAGAUAUCCUUCUAAACUAGUGAGCAAUGCUCAACAGAGAGAAGUGGAGACUCAACGUCCUCCUGUUUCAAAGUCUCAGAAAUAUUCCUCAUGCAGUCAGCCUUGUGCAGAAGUUAUCCCUUCUGCUACUGCUGCACCAGAUGCCCAAAUCAAAGACAUUGGUGGAAUGAGAGUGAAACUUGGAAGAAACUUUGUGACUCAAGGAAACAGCCCUUUUUUGAACUUGAAGUACCAAGGAGAACUUAGCAAGGCUCAAGGGAGUGGUGACUUGGCAAUGCUCUCAUCUGGGAAUGGUAGACAGUCUAUGCAUAUAAUUGGUCGUAACCCUCAGGCACCAUAUGGUAGCAGAAGUACUGGACUGGUAAAAUCUCAAUUGAAGAUGGGCUUUCACCCAACUGGCUCUGACAAUUUAAACAAAAGUUCUGAUUUGAUUAAGAUACGUGCUACAGACAAAGUCCUUUAUGAGGUUGAGAAGCUAUUGGAUUGUCAAGAAAGCCUAGUCCCACUAAACGUUGAGAAGGCAAAGUUAAUCCUUAAAGAGCAUGAAAGAGCUAUCCUUGAAGCACUUGACAAACUGCCUGAUGUGUCAGAUGUGGAUGAUUCUCCCAAGCAAAUCUGGCAUAAGUAUCCUCAUGAACAGCUUCCAGUAACGGGACGCAAAAUGUUGAUACGCAAUGACUUCUAUGGAUAGGCCAGUAGGUUGACAUACUGAGGGUUUCUGUUCUAUUGAAACACACAUGGUUAGGAUUUCCUUUCAUUGGCAUUCAAGAUGAUGAAGCUGCCACUUAUUUUGACCUGGUAAUCUCGGAGAUUUGAAGUCAUGUAUAUAUAACUAUCUAUCAUAUGGUCCAAGGCCAUCCCACGCCUAACUUUAGCUUCCCAUGGUGAUCACUAAGAAUAGAUGUUAGCUUUUGUUGCUUUAUGGACAGAAACGCUUGAGACUGA
This is a messenger RNA of Prunus dulcis (almond), 2267 nucleotides long. RefSeq names its product protein EMSY-LIKE 4-like. Bases 1033 to 2013 code for a protein of 326 amino acids. The record is from RefSeq and is a predicted model, not a curated record. The transcript is spliced from 9 exons. NCBI's taxonomy places the organism in Eukaryota, Viridiplantae, Streptophyta, Magnoliopsida, Rosales, Rosaceae. Gene Ontology annotation, biological process: defense response to fungus.